AUCGGUAAAGUUUUCAUGAAUGUAAUUAAUUAUUUUAGAUGUACGUGUAAAUGAUUACAUCAAUUACUUGAUAAAUUUUUUUCUUGAGCAAAAUGAGGCCUGAACCAAAUUUGACCAAGUACGUGCCUUCCAGGAUAAAAAGUAAACCUCCCGAGAGGAGUGUUACGAAUGCAGAAUAGCGGAAGCCUGUGUGACGCGCCUGUCUAAGUAUCAGCGAGUGGGUGACCUAGAUAAGACACGAAGCCUUCCAAGAGCCAAGGCCACCGUAAAAAAAAAAAAAAGCAGUCGUAACAGGAUAAUGGAGUGUCUGAAGCCAUACCUUUGCAGUUGCCUUGAGCUCGGCUCGCCCGUGGUGUGUGUGGUGUGUGUGUGUGUGUGUGAAGCGUUCAGCAAGCAGUGCUCGUCUGUCUGCCUGCUGCUACCGGCCCCCCCCAGUGUUUUGUCGGACGUUCCACGCGAUGCCAGUGGUCGAGAAGAUCGGCAGGAGGAGCUGUGUGCCAAUCAUUUACACCCGCGGCACGCACUACGAAGUGGGCUUCGAUGUCGGGCGAACGUUCAGCGGGCUGAUCCAGAACUUCCUGGCCACGUACGACCUCCUGAACAAGGAGUACCUGCCCCUGUACGAGACGGAGGCGGGCAGGAAGGCGUACCAGGAGACGCUGGACUGCGUGCGACAAAACUUCCCCCACUGUUUUUACUGCACAUGGAUGAAAUUUUACCUAACACUACAGCAAGGAAAUCCAACCCCAAUCCAAAUGGUUGCUCAACGGUGUGUUGCAACUACCCAGAGAAGGAAUUUUUGGGCCACACCGAAGACGCCCUGGCGGAGAUACUCAACAACAUAUACUUUGUGUCGGCCCACAUAAUAGCGGACUCUCCGCAAGGUCGCUGGAAAGUCACGGAGGAGAAAUUCACAUCCUUGUGCUACGCUGGGCACUUGCCCGGUUUCACCAUGAGUUACAACCAUCACGGCCUGGUGUACUCAGUCAACAUUAUAAAAGCUAAAACUUUAGCAUCUGGUAAAACACCCCGGCACUUCCUGACGCGGGCGCUGCUGGCGGGAGAGAACUUUGCGCGGGCGCAGCAGAUUCUGCGCGACGCGGGCUGCGGCGCGGGAGACGGCGUCAGCAUCAACAUGACGUUCCUGCGGCAGGAGGGCGACCGCCUGUUCCACAACGCCGAGCUGGCGCCGGCCGCGGGCCCCGGCGCCGCAGAGUCCGUGCUCAGCGUGCUGACCGCCAGCCCGCACGAGCACAUGUUCCACGCCAACAAGUACUUGAGGCUGAAGGUUCCCGAGGUGGGCGGCGCCAUCGUCACCAGCAGCGACCGGCGCCAGGCGGCGUUCAUGAAGUUCCCCGUCCCCCGCUCCAAAGAGGACAUCGAAGCCAUCCUGGGCGACCAGUCCGACAGAGAGUUCAGCAUUUUCCGGGAAGAAAGCGACGACGACUACGUCAAGACGGUUGCUGUCGGAAUCUUUGACUGUGUUGCAAGAACGUGGAGCAUCUACACAGGCAAUCCCAAGACAAGUGAACCAGUUGUGGUGCUACCCAUUCAACUGAAAACUGAAUCAAGAUAAGAUGUGUGACAAGCAUCUUAUUUACAUCAAAAACUAGAGGAUGUGCUUGUAAAGUCGUGAUUGAAAGGCAUGUAGCAUGAAGAGAAGAAUGCUGUCUUCCAGCAAGAGAGCGUAUUGUUUGUCCGUAAUACAGUCGAUGCGGGUGACUUUGUCCUGUGAGGAUGACUUUGUGCCAUUGAGCAUUUUAUCAAAUAAUAUUUAAUAACCAUUAAACAAAAAAAAAAUUGUCCUUCUUCACGAUAGUUAAAAUUUGCACAGUUGGUGCUGCAAUAUGACAACAUUGCAUACUACUCUGCAUCAUACAUGUGUUUUCAAAAUGGCUGCUAUGCAUGAUGGUCAAUAUUUUCAUUGUUUUUGUUAGUGUUGUGAAGUGUUGUACAAAAACAUAAAAAAGACUUACGAUUUUAAAACUGGCUCCUUUGAUAUUCUACCACCAGGUAUGUAUUUAGCCACUUCCAGAAUGUUUUAUCGAACUGUUUCUUCAUAAUAUUUUAUUUUAAGGUUAUGUUUCAGCAAGGGUGGCUUUGUACCACGUGGUACAAAGUCAUCCACACAGGUACAAAUCCACCCUGGCAUUAAUAUUUUGGUUUAAUAUUCUUUUUGUGUAUGUAGGUUAAAUAACAAGUAGGUUAUUACAUUUAAGUACAGCAGAUUUAAUCUGUUUUCAGAUAUAUAAAUCCACAAAAUGCCCAAUAAAUAUGUGCCACACCCUGACUCAAGGGCUUACAGAAGAUAUUCAGAUGAAAAGUUGGAAGCAUGCCUUACAGACAUUGCAACAGGAAAGAUGUCAGAAAGGAAAGCUUCUGCACAUUACAACAUACCUAGGCAGACUAUACGAAACAAGACCAAAGGUUUACACAGUGGCAAAAUUGGCGGUCAGAAGGUUUUUUCUGAUGAUGAAGAAAAAGAGUUUGUCCAACAUAUUUCGUGUGUAGCAAAUUUGGGCUUUCCAAUAACUAAGACUGAUUUUCGUUUCAUUGUCAAGAGUUACUUGGAUAAGAAAAAGAAGAAUAUCAAGUGCUUUAAAAACAACUAUCCCGGCCGUGAGUGGUGUAACCUGUUUUUAAAACGACAUGACAAGGAAUUGCGUGAACGUUUUGCACACAACAUCAGCAAGAAACGUGCUAAUGUAACAGAGAAAAUUGUAAUAGACUUUUUUGAUCAUUUGGAACAGGAACUGGAUGGAGUACCACCUGAAAAUAUUUUCAACUUUGAUGAGACUGGCAUCAAUGAUGAUCCAAGAAAAAAGAAGGUUAUCUUUUCAAGAAAAAGUAAACAUCCACAGUUGGUUGUGAACAGCAGUAAAGUUAAAUAUUCAGUAAUGUUUUGUGGUACUGCUAAUGGAGAAGUGCUACCACCAUAUGUAGUGUAUAAAGGAACUCAACCUUUGGUAACAUGGACUCAAGGUGGCCCACCCGGAACCAGAUAUGCUGCUUCAAAGAGUGGUUGGUUUGAACAAGCCACCUUUGAAAAUUGGUUUGACACUGUUCUCUACCCAGAGUUAAAAAAAGAAAGAUGGACAGAAAGUUAUAAUAUGUGAUAACCUUACAUCACACAUCAGUUUGUAUGUUUUGCGGCAAUGUGACAAAGUCAAAACAAAAUUUAUCUGCCUACCUCCCAAUAGCACACAUAUACUACAACCUUUUGAUGUUUCCUUUUUCAGUCCAUUAAAAAGCCAUUGGAGAAAGCUUCUUCACUCAUGGAAACAAACCAAGGAAGGAAAGAAGUACACUACUGUAACAAAGCAAGCAUUUCCUGAGUUGUUGCAUGAGUUGCUUAAAGCAAAUGCUCCAAAAGCAUCAGAUAAUGUUCGUGCUGGUUUCAGGAAAACUGGAAUUUACCCCACGGAUCGUCGGCAGCCCAUUGGUAGCCUACCGGAGUUUGGACUAAAUGACCUGAAUAUUUCUGAUGGUGUUGGACAAGCUUUUCAAGAAUACAUUAAACACAUCACUGAGAAUUUCACAUCGCCGAAGUCUACUUCACGGAAACGACUUCCAGUAGAACCUGGGAAAAGUAUUAGCAGUGAGGAGGUGGCACAAUAUCUGGAAGAAUCUGCACUGAAGAAGAAGUCCUCCAAAAGUGUGAAAGGAAAGUGUUUAAGAAUGAAAUUUGCACCAAGAAAGGCAAGUCAUACUCAGGACAGUUCUAGUUCAGACUCUGAAGCAGGUAACUGUGAACUCAUAUUUGAUGAUACACCUGAUGAAUCUGCUGAAGAGUUUGACAGCUUCACAGAACAGCCAUGUUCCAGCAGUUCAAUCCAAACUUUGAAAAAUAAAACACAAUCUAAGGGUGAUCUCUACAGUGUAAAUGAAUUUGUUGUUGUAGACUAUGAAGGGACAUUUUAUCCAGGGAGGAUCACUGAGAUAAACAGGCAAAAGAAAGAACUUAAAGUCUCUUGUAUGAAAAGGGCAGGGCAAGGAUAUUGGAAAUGGCCUGAAGAUAAAGACGAAAUAUUUUAUGACAUUAGUGCAGUGAUUGAUCGUGUGAACAUGUCUUGUGUGCGGCAAGUAUCAAAAAGAGGCCUUUUUUCCAUCGAAAACUUAAUUUUGAGCCAGCAUUGGUCUGUGUAGUGUUAAACUAAAAAAAAAAAGUUUUAACACCUAUUCAAGACAUUUUUAGUUUGCUCUCAAUGUUUUAGUAUGUAAUUUGUUAAUAUAAUUGAAGUCAAAUUAAACCAAAACAUUAAUAUUGUGUGUGAAGUUAAUAUUUAAAGUGGAACAAAUUCACCUGCUGUACAACUGUUCUCAAUACAACACUAUUUAUGCGACAAUUACCAACACGGUACAAAGUCACCCAACACAUGUAGGUGACUUUGUACCACAACAUUACUACCGUAUUUACUCGUGUAUAGCGCGCCCUCGUGUAUAGCGCGCACCACGAUUUUUGCAACUAAUUCCAAAGAAAAAAAAAAUUGAAAUAUUUUUUCCCCCCAUAAAUAAAUUUUACUAACAUUUUGUGGUACCUGAUUAUUUAAAUUGAUGUGUGGUGAUGCGUCAGGAAAAUACAUAAACUCUGCUGUCUAAACGGAAGAUAAUGAAGCGCUAUAUCGUCACAACUGGUACGUGGAAGGAAGGAAGGGAGGGAGGCGUGCCGCGCUACGUUGCUAAGCUGGCGCGGAGAACUUGAUGACUCACCGGUGAGGAAUGGUGGAAGCGAAGAAGUUGCCGGGGGGGGGGGGGGGGGGGGGGGGGGGGGGAACUGGUGACAACAUUCUCUCUUUCUCUCUCUCUCUCUUUUUACUAGCUUCUGAGCUGGCUUUCUGUAAAGGGGGGAGGUCUAAAAAUAAACAAGAGACCAUGAUGUGCGAGCUUGCGCGCGCGUGUGUGUGUGUGUGUGUGUGUGUGUGUGAAACAGAGGCCUUGUUGCUUGUGCGUAUGUGUGGGGGCUGGCCAGAAACGUCACCCGUCACCCGGCAGUUAACGACUUCCACUCCUCCCCGCCUCCCCCCCCCCCCCCCCAAAAAUUUUUUUUCCCGUGUAUAGCGCGCAUCCUUAUUUUUUUCCUUUACUUGAGGGGAAAAAAGGGCGCGCUAUACACGAGUAUAUACGGUAUUUUUUAAUUUUCUAAAACUACACAGAAAAUUAAGUUCUAUAUUGCUAAAGAAAGCACAUUAAAAAUUAGUGGUGCACCGAUAUGGCUUUACCGAUUCGAUUACCGAUUACCGAUUAUGAGAGCAAUAAUCGGCAGAUACCGAUUCAGUUAUCGAUUAUAAUGAAAUAUUUUUGUUAAGUGUAAUAAUGCACACAAAAUGUUUUAUUCCCAUGUGAAUUUAAUUACAAGAGUAGGUAAAAUUGAGAAUACAGUUAUAAUAACAGUAUAAAAAUAUAUAAAAUACACUAUUAAGUCAUUGCAAAGAGUAAAUUAAAUUAACUUCUAUUUAUAUUUGUUGUUGUAAACAACUUGAACUACAGUCUAAUAAUUGUAAUUUACAAUGGGUAAGUUUUUGUUGCGGAAAACUAGCAUUAUUAUCGAAUAUCACAUAAGGUUGCAUCGAGAAAUUACCGUUUUACAAUGUAAACAUGCUGCUUUAUUUUGUUCACUUGAGUUUAUAGAAAAAUGUUUCCACACUUCACUUUUUUUUCUCACCACUCGCCAUCUUACUAUAAUUAUAUAAAAAUGACUAAAAACCAAUUCUAGCACAUGUGAUUUUAUUUAUGUUCACUGAAUAUAUAAACUUAUAAAUACUUUUUCACUUUUCACGUCACAUACAAAUAACACAACAACGGAUGUUGUUACCAAAGACGCCCAUAACGAGUUUGUAAAACGCAGUGAUGAACUCUGAAAGGAAUCGGGACCACGAUUUUGAACCUCUACUACGACUCGAAAAGAUCGAUUCUCAUAGAAUACACUGCAACUGCUUGUGGUAUUUUGAUUGUGUGCCAUCUAUUUUACGUCUCUGGCUAUCUAUAGGUAAUGUACAAGGCCACUAAACAAAAGACGAAACGUAAAUAAACGUAUAGGAAAAAUAUAUUUUUUAUUGUUAGAGGCAAUGAGAUUAAUUAAACUUAACGAAAUAUCUGUAAUCUUGAUAUGACGGAGUUAGAUGAAUUUUGUAAUAUAUACAAAUAUUACCAUAUUUCGUCCUAAAACGUGUAACAAAAUAUUACACGGUAAAAACCUACUUAAUUACGCCGGGACGUAGAUAAUCGGCAAAGUAAUUGUUAAGAUAAUCGCCGAUUACGAUUAAUCGGUAAGUACCCAUAAUCGCCGAUUACGAUUCAUCGUUAUCCGCAUCGGUGCACCACUAUUAAAAAUACUUCCAUACAUGUAUUUAAUAAAUAAGUUUUAAAUAAAUUAGGUUCUAUAAAUACAUGUAAACAUGCCUUAAGUGGUACAAAGUCACCCGCAUCGAUGUUAGUGCAGCUGGCAUGUGUUUGGCUUUUAUUUAUUGUAAUCAAAAUAUAAGUGUACAAAUUUCAGUCAGACCUUGGUAGAUUUUCAAGAAAUGUAGUUGGCGUGUUUGAUCGAAAAAUAUAAUGAAAGGCAUUAGCUUAAUGUAUAAAAGAACUGUAGUAAAGUGGAUUCAAUAUGAGAUACCUUAGGUGCAGGUCAGCAUCUUGACAGAAGGCAAGAAAGAGGAUAGAGAAUAAGUACUGUGUGAUAAAAAUUAUGAAAAUAAAAUUUUUCCUUUCAAAAA
This is a messenger RNA of Bacillus rossius redtenbacheri, 6713 nucleotides long. It is a transcript of the gene tan, whose product is annotated as beta-alanyl-dopamine/carcinine hydrolase. The transcript is spliced from 7 exons. The record is from RefSeq and is a predicted model, not a curated record. The coding region runs from base 299 to 1576 and encodes 425 amino acids. Lineage: Eukaryota; Metazoa; Arthropoda; Insecta; Phasmatodea; Bacillidae.